Messenger RNA from Colletotrichum gloeosporioides, 720 nucleotides. RefSeq lists its product as uncharacterized. Gene Ontology annotation, molecular function: DNA-binding transcription factor activity, RNA polymerase II-specific; RNA polymerase II transcription regulatory region sequence-specific DNA binding. Gene Ontology annotation, cellular component: nucleus. Gene Ontology annotation, biological process: regulation of transcription by RNA polymerase II. Lineage: Eukaryota; Fungi; Ascomycota; Sordariomycetes; Glomerellales; Glomerellaceae. The transcript has 2 exons. The record is from RefSeq and is a predicted model, not a curated record. Bases 1 to 720 code for a protein of 239 amino acids.
AUGCCUUUCAUCUGCGGUACUUGUGAUCGCCAAUUCUGGGCUGGAUGGCAAGCUAGGGAUCAGCAUUGCGAUGCUACCGGCCAUUCCCCACCUAGAUUUGAAUGUUAUUCUUGCGAUGAGUAUUUCGCCGACAGCGAGGACAAGGAAGAGCACGAAGCCGAAGACCAUUUACAUUGCGGUCCUUGUGACAGAGACUUCACGUCCUGGAACGCUAUUCAACAGCACUUAAAUUCUAGUGUCCACCGCGCAUCGGGCAUUUCCUGCCCCUUUUGCGGAGUCGAGCGAGCUUCCGCAACCGGCUUGGUUCACCACCUUGAAAGAGGAGGCUGUCCCAACGCGCCUCUCGACCGCGAUGCUCUCUAUCUCGCCGUCAGACGCCGGGACCCGAACGGAAUCAUCUCUAAGAAGUUGCUCGAGUUUCACGGCUCUCCCACAUACUCGGCAACCGAGAACUCGUACAACUACAGACUUGAUGCGUAUCAGUGUUACAUGUGCGGCAACUUAUAUGGAAAGCUGAACUCGCUCAACCAACACCUACACUCGCCGGUUCACCAACAAUCGCUCUAUCAUUGUCCCAACAGGCACUGUCGAAGAGAGUUCACUACCUUGGCCGCUACCAUGAAUCAUCUAGAAAGUGAAAGCUGCGGGUUCAUGCGCUUUGAAGCUGUCCAGCAGAACGUGGGCCGGAUCCUUGAUUCGCGACGCAUGAUCCAGUUUUAG